Sitophilus oryzae (rice weevil) is the source of this 510-nucleotide messenger RNA. RefSeq lists its product as uncharacterized. NCBI's taxonomy places the organism in Eukaryota, Metazoa, Arthropoda, Insecta, Coleoptera, Curculionidae. The transcript has a single exon. The record is from RefSeq and is a predicted model, not a curated record. Bases 1 to 510 code for a protein of 169 amino acids.
AUGUUCCCAAGACAACAUUGCGAAGAAAAACAAGACAGCUCCAAGGGUUAUUUAGGAGGGAGAAAGGCCACUUUCUCCAAAGCCAUAGAAGACGAGAUUGCAGGUCAUAUAAUCGAAAUGGAGACAAGAUUUUUUGGACUAACUUCCAAAGAUUUACGGCGGAUGGUAUUUGAAGUAGCCGAAAAAAAUAAAAUAAAACAUUGUUUCAAUCGGGAAGUUAAACUGGCAGAUUGGAAGUGGGUUAGGGGACUCCUAAAACGCAAUCCACAAAUAUCUUUGAGAAGCCCAGAAAGUACGUCAUUAGCUAGAGCCCAGGCAUUUAACAAACCUAAUAUAGAAGCCUAUUUUAACGCACUAUCCAAUAUUCUGGAGCAGUACAACUUUUUGUCCGAAAAUAUAUACAAUAUGGAUGAAUCAGGUUUGACUACGGUGCAAAAAAAAUGCCAAAAAAUUUACGCUGCAAAAGGUCGGAAGCAAGUGGGUGCUCUUAGUAGUGCCGAGCGUGGAUAG